AUAGUUUGAUAUUUAGUGUUUUUAUUUUAGUUCGUUUUACUGUUAACAAUACUGGUCGACUUAUUUGUAAACGCAACUUAGCAAAUUUAAUUUUCGAUAAAAUUUCAUUAAUAUAAUUAAAUGUUAAAUCAUUUUAAUCUAAUGUGAUUUCUGACAAAAUGGGAGAAAUUGAAGUAAAUUAUGGCUCUACAUUACCUACUGAAUCCCUGAAAGUUAUUGCUGAAAGUGUUGGUAUUGGAAAUUUAUCUGAUGAUGCAGCCAAAGAAAUUUCUGAUUCUGCUACAUACCGUCUUAAAUUAGUGUUACAAGAGAGCAAAAAAUUUAUGAUGCAUUCUAACAGAUGCAAGCUUUUACCAACAGACAUUGAUAAUGCUCUGAAAGUACUUGGUAUAGAGCCCAUAUAUGGAUUCCAUUCUAAAGAACAUGUACCCUUCAGAUAUGCUUCUGGUGGAGGAAGAGAAUUACAUUUCAUAGAUGAUAAAGAUAUAGACCUUAUUGAAUUUGUAAAUGCACCUCUUGCUAAAUUACCAUUAGACAUCAGCUUACGAUGUAAGUGAUAUUAAAUUAUCAAAUCUUAUAC
Messenger RNA from Daktulosphaira vitifoliae (grape phylloxera), 580 nucleotides. RefSeq names its product transcription initiation factor TFIID subunit 6-like. Gene Ontology annotation, cellular component: SLIK (SAGA-like) complex; transcription factor TFIID complex; SAGA complex. Gene Ontology annotation, biological process: RNA polymerase II preinitiation complex assembly; transcription initiation at RNA polymerase II promoter. Lineage: Eukaryota; Metazoa; Arthropoda; Insecta; Hemiptera; Phylloxeridae. Gene Ontology annotation, molecular function: transcription coactivator activity; protein heterodimerization activity; RNA polymerase II general transcription initiation factor activity. The transcript has 3 exons. The record is from RefSeq and is a predicted model, not a curated record. Bases 159 to 557 code for a protein of 132 amino acids.